This is a messenger RNA of Vollenhovia emeryi, 5068 nucleotides long. It is a transcript of the gene dsb, whose product is annotated as scavenger receptor class B member 1. Gene Ontology annotation, cellular component: membrane; cytoplasm. Lineage: Eukaryota; Metazoa; Arthropoda; Insecta; Hymenoptera; Formicidae. Bases 1399 to 3126 code for a protein of 575 amino acids. The transcript has 10 exons. The record is from RefSeq and is a predicted model, not a curated record. Gene Ontology annotation, molecular function: scavenger receptor activity.
CUCUCUCUCUCUCUCUCUCUCUUUUCUACACUGACGAGUCGCGAAUUAAAAAGGGGACAUGCGAUCGCCCGCCAGGAUUUAUUCGCGAAGACUCAACGAGUGAUCUUCGCGCCGAGUGCAAUCGCGAGUCUUCACUGUGAUCGACACAGGCCGCUGCAGAAAACGCCUCAUUUUCAUCAAUGAAAGAGAAAAGAUAACAGCCAACGAAUCUUGUGACCGUCUGCGGGAAGUGAACUUAAACAAACUUUUAAUAAUUACCGCGAAUUUUCGGCCAUUUUCAAAUCAUUUUCGGUCAAACGCUUUGAUCAAUCGAUCUUGGAUUUCUUGAUAUCCUUCGAUCUUGGCGAAGUCGCUGCGUCGAAAAAGACGAGGGGGAGUUACGAAAUCCCAUUCGUCAAUUUCAAUAUUCGGCGGAUUCCAGUUAUCCAUAAUUCAAUGUCGGUUCUGUGGGAAGAUCGAGAGUAACGGGAUUUUACGUGGAGAUUGAGACGUAUAAGUUAAGUCUGAUAGCAACAUAGAGAAAUCUGUCCGGUAUUUCUUUCGCCGUUCUUCCCACUCUCUUUCUCGGAGAGCCCGUGAGUUACAUAAAGAAGGAUUUUACUGGUCAGUUAAUGAACCCGGUUGUGCGUGCACUCGAGGAACAUCCAACAACGACGGCGACAUCGAGGACGAAAACGGCGAGGACGGCGAUUGGGCUGAUAUUAUGCAAAAGCCAAGCAUGAGGGACCAACGACGGGACUGCGAGGAGUGAAAGUGAAGCUGAGGGAACGUGCGUCUUGCCUGGACCAGGUGUGAAAGUGCAGUGCGUAAUACGAACGCAAGGAACACGUGGUGCGGUGGUACCUGUCGAAACCGCGAUAUCGACGCAACGACGGCGGGGGACACGAGGAUGAGGCAGUAGUGAUGAUAACGACGACGAUAAUGAUGAUGCAGAUGUGUGCUCACCGCGAAAACAAUGCCCAGUGUAGUGACGGUAGAUGAUAAUGAUUAUGAUGAUGAUGAUGAUGAUAACGAUGCUGAUGAUGACCUCCUGUACACGCAACACUCAUUCUGGGUCAACGUGCUUACAACCGCCAAUUAAAACUUAUAGCAAUUAGUUAUUUCUGGCGGAUUAUCUAAUCUUCUUUUAUUCCACUUUCAUUCGGCUGAUGAUCGACGGUCUCGUUCAUCAGCAAUCGGCCGUUUGAAGACUAUCGUGCACCCCCGGCCCGAAUAAAAGUGCGAUCGAAACACAGAACUUUUUCGACAAACAUUAUUUAUGAAAAAUAUAUUCGGCUCAAGUAAUUGAUACUUAUCAAUUGUCUUAUUAGCGUUACGUCGAGUGCAAUCGAUUGUUAUUUAUCGAUCAACGAGAUUAUUUUCUUUCUUAACCGUGAUACAAGAUCGAAGGCAACGAAGAUGAAGUUCAUUGCGUCCUUGUUCGGGACGAGGUCCCCGAAGGUGAUGGGCAGGCAGUACAUGAAAGUCGGCAGAAACGCCCUCUUCGGCGUGACAGAUCACACCAGUGACAAUAUUUGUACCGAAAAGGUGCCGAGGCCGUUAUCCUUGAUAAUCUCCAGAAAGGGAAAACUCAGACAUGGCAGGAUAGCAGCGAUCUGUCUAGGUCUUCUUGCACUUGUGAUCGGCAUAGUGCUCAGUAGCAUACCGUGGGUCGAUUACCUCAUCUUGAAACAACUGCGACUAUGGAACGGUUCGCUCUCCUUUCAAUAUUGGCAGAAGCCAGGCGUAAUUCGAUUGACCAAACUCUAUAUAUUUAACGUAACCAACACGGAGGGUUUUCUGCAAUAUAACGAGAAGCCGAAACUCCAAGAAAUUGGUCCGUUCGUCUAUCGAGAGGAUAUGGAAAAAGUUAACAUUGCGUUCCAUAAUAACGGAACUGUCAGUUAUCAACAUAAGAAAAUUUUGAACUUCGUGCCGGAAAUGUCUAAAGAUGCAGAUAUCAAAGUAACAGUGCCGAAUAUACCUUUGCUGACACUUUCGACGCAAAGCAAGAGUCUCCCUCGUCUCAUCACAAUGGGAUUGUCAAUGUUUCUGAGCGGAAUGCACAUGAAACCCUUCGUUCCCGUAACUGUGCAGGAAUUAGUCUUCGGGUAUGACGACCCAUUAGUUAGUCUUGCUCAUCGAUUUCUUCCGAAAACAAGACGACCAAUGAGUAGAAUAGGCCUUCUUCUCGGAAGAAACGGUACAUUAAGCGAGAUAUCUACGAUAUUUACCGGGCACACGAACAUGAAAGAGUUUGGUUUGAUAAAUCGACUGAACGGGCUCGAUCAUUUACCAUAUUGGCCGAACGCACCGUGCAAUUCCAUUACAGCUUCGGAAGGAUCCUUUUUUCCGCCCCGGGACAAGACCGGUGAGGACAUCGUUUACCUCUGGGACAAGGAUAUCUGUAGGACAUUGCCGUUGCAAUAUCGCGGCCCAAUUGAGAAGGCUGGUAUCAAGGCGAAUUUAUACACACCGCCAAAUAAACUUUUCGGUCGAUUGAACGAAACAGGUUCUACAGAAGACGAAUGCUUCUGCCCGGAUGGAAGUUGCCCUCCGCAAGGCUUGCAGAAUAUUAGCCCAUGCCAAUACAGCGCACCAGUGUAUCUCUCGUUCCCACAUUUUUACCAGGCGGAUCCUAAGUUACUAGAUGAUAUUGAGGGACUUAAACCGGUCGAAAAGCUACACGGAACAUAUUUCAAGAUCCAAUCGAAACUAGGGGUACCUCUCGAAGGGAAGGUACGUGUCCAAUUGAAUCUGAAAGUAGAACGACAGCCCAACAUCGCGGCGGUCGCGAAUUUUCCCGAUAUAGUUUUCCCGAUUAUGUGGGUCGAGGAAGGUAUAGAGGAACUCACGCCGUCCAUUAGGCGGUGGGUUUACCUGGCGACCACGUUCGCCGACAUCGCUGUGCCCUGCAUGACGUAUGGCAUGAUUCUAGUCGGAUUGAUGAUUAUCAUUACGGUGUUCGUGAUGGCGUACAAUAGCCCAGUGCUGGCGCACGAGGCGUACGAGCUCGGCAAGAGAACCAUCAGGAGAGGUUCGUCCUUCCUGAUAAAUGGUCAGCAUCGGCUGAUGGCCGGUCGGGAAUCCUACAUCUUGCUAAACAACAUCGAUGUCGACGAGAAGCAGGACAUUAUAGAAAUUUGAUGGACAUUGUUCUGUGCAUGAAUUCUAGUGUAUUAGUAGCGCUGACGCGCUAAUACUAAUAAAGUGAGCAAUAAUUAAUGACGUCUGGCCACGAUUUCUCGUCAAGUAAAUAAAAUCACGAUACUAAGAAAACAUUUGGUCAGGCACAAACCAGUUUGUUGUUUGUCACACUCUGGAGGGUCGGGAUCUCAUAAUUGUAAAAACAAUUUAUGAUUGCAAAAGAUAACACAGGAUUCAAGGAUCUCAGGUAUCAACAUCUGAGGAUUUUGGACUUAAAAUAUGUAUGACUCAAGGCACUCAAGAGCCAAUUUAGAACCUAAGUAAUUUACAUUAAUUAACUUGGAUUUUAAUUAAGAUGUAAUUUAUAACAUAUCUAGCGCGAUAUAAAACUUGCGCGAAAGAUCAAAGACUUGCGUGAAGAAGAUUAUAAAAACUUUUUACAAUUAAUGGGCUACCUACAUUUUGCUUGGAAAGCAAAAAAAAUAGCGUUCUCGGUUCUUAUUAGAUUAAAAACUUUUUAUCAAGACUUUAAUCAUUAAUAAAGUAUAUCUUAAGAACUCGUACUUGUCUUUAUGCAACUUACUUAGGAGCCUUUCAUUUAAAUAAUUUAUUUGUACUCGGUUUUACAUCUCACCAAAUAGAAGCAGAAACUACGUAUUGUAUUUCUAAACUGUAAUUAAGAUUUAGGAAACUUUGGUAUUAUGUAUUUAAAAUGUUUGAAGCUACAUAUAUCAUUCAAAUUAGAUCUAAAAUUUUUAUAAUAUUUCGGGAUUACAAGAAUUCACGUAUGGACAUGCGGCAAAAUUUUCAUCUAAUAUGAGAUGACUGACUGAUUUAUUUUCUUUAAAAAUCAGAUUAAAAAUUAAAAGCUAGGCGUCAUUAAUUGAUAUUGCAUGGUGUAAUAUGAAAUGCGUUGCGUUUGACUGUGUACACCAAAGUUUUGCUAUUGAUGAUCGAGAGGACUAAUUGACCAAUUACGAAAUACGUGCAGCCACAAUUGGCUUGUAUUUCGUAUCUAAAAAGUCUUCUGCAUUUGAUACACGGAUUUAUUCAGUUGAGACCCGUGGAAAGUUUCGUUGUUUGAUGACAUUUAAAUUCGCCAAAGAAUAUACAUAUAUAUUCAUGAUCUUUCACAGUGUGUGAAAGUAACAUACAACCAUUAUAAUAUUUUAUAGCAAUAAUGAAGUGUAAUACAGUAGCAUUAUCCGUUAUUAAUUAUGGAAGAAAAGACAAAACUUUUGGGAUUUGAUGGGCGCUUAUGGAUGCACUAUAAUCAAGAAUUACCUGAUAAUUUUCAGUAUCGCGAGAGAUCCUAAGAUCAUGUUAAAUAUGUUAUUGUGUCUGUGAUUCCGUCCUUAUUUAUGUAUAUAUAAUAUGCAAUAUGCACUUGAAUAGAGAGCAACGAGGGGAGAAGCUUCAUUGGCAAUUAUGUGAAUAGAUGAGACUUUCACUCGUAGCGAUCGCGGCAGGAUUGCGCGUAAGACGAUGCUUCCUCUCAACGUGUCUCACUCGUACUCGGCCAUAAAAUCUAGUGCAAUAAUAGUAAUCGUAUGUUAAGUGUACCAUCGCCGCCAACGUGUGAUGAAACAACGUCGAUUAGAAGUAAGGUCAGUUGCACCGACAACUUUAGCGCUACAUGUAUCUGCGUAAAGCUAAUUUCGGUUAUACGAUCGGAAGAGCGCAGCUCUAGUUAUACAAGAAUAUUGAAAAUGCAAAUUUAUAUAACUAUGGUUAAUGUGUUAAUUGACGUGUCGGUGCGUUAUAAGUUAAACAUGGUUUGACGAUUAAUCAAAUAUGAAUGAUACAUCGAGGAUGUGAUGCGACUACGUAUCACAUUUUAGUACUUGUAAUCUAUUCCGAAGAUGAAAACGUUGUAAAGUAAGUUCGUUAUUACCCGAACGGAAUUUUGUAAUUGGACUUUAAUAAAAUAUGUUUAUCCAGA